Molecule: messenger RNA, 834 nt
Organism: Coniophora puteana RWD-64-598 SS2
Lineage: Eukaryota; Fungi; Basidiomycota; Agaricomycetes; Boletales; Coniophoraceae
Exons: 5
Coding region: 1-834 (277 amino acids)
Source: RefSeq, a predicted model, not a curated record
AUGUUCUUCCUGUUGGAAUUCGUCAGUGUGACUUCUGAACUGACUUUCGGCAUAACCAUCAUGCUACCUAUUGCUCAACAAUACGCAGUUAUCCAGGCGAAAUUGUGGAGAACCCAGCCAGUGGAGAACAUAUUUUUCCCUACAUCCGCUGGUACCGUUGAGGCGGCUGCAGUGCGCUUCCUAACCGAUCAAGUUUACCAUGCGGACGACAUUCUUCGUCUAGCCUAUGGCACGAGCUCGCUCAAGUAUUUUUUGACGUCGCACGGGAUCAGUCAUAAUGUAUAUGCGCCAUUAACCACCCGUUGGUGGGCGCGUGAAGACGACGAGAGCGUGGAAGGUUCCUUCGCUUUAACCGAUAGUGCGGAUGUUAUGCUCCUGCACACGUUUUCUGCUCAUGGUUUUAUCGGACGCACAUUUACUCACGCGCUGGAUGAAAUGCACACUAUGCUGCAUUACAACACUCCUCACUCGUAUUUCAAGUGGACCACCAGCGCCGAAGCACGCGUCGCAAACACUCUGUCGCUCACGGUAUCAAGUCUUUUUCUCGACUACUCAGCAGCACUUGAGUCCGCCAAUAUAACGCUGCCGGCGCUUCGUGCACUCAAGCACCAGCAAGAGAUAAUCGCUGCUAGCCCAGCGUCAUCGAGCAACAAGGGACAUUUACUCAAGAAGCUCAGCGAUAAGAUCAAGAAUAGAUUUCCUUUCGGUGUCUCGCAGUCGGCCGACCAGAACGACUUCAAGGAAGGGCUGGAGGUUAUCAUUGGCAACAUGGACAACUUGGCAUCUUACCUAGGAUGGGCCGUCGAUUAUCUGGUCGACGGACGCGCUUUCUAA